GGCUUUUAGUCGAGCGACAUCACCACCAAGCGCGGAAUCAAAGUCAAAAAAUAAGGUUGUAGUCAACACAAAAUAAGUGACUGUGUCUAUCCUUAAAGAACAUAUUGUUAAAUUCAGCACAAUAUCAAUUAAUUAACUGCUUGUUAGCUACAGUAUUUUGUGUGUAGUUUGCCAGCUUAUACUCAUAAAACAAAAGUUAUAAACCUAAAUUUGUUAAAAUGAAAUCGACAAUUUCGAUACUGCUGCUUGUCAUCUGCACUGUCGUCUUGGCCGCCCAACAGAGCCAGGCUAAAAAGGGCUGUCAGGCCUAUGGGCACGUCUGUUACGGCGGACAUGGGAAACGUUCCUUGAGCGCCGGGACUGGCGGUGCUUCCGCUCCCAAUGCCCCCGGCCUUGGGCAGGAGUUUGUGCGCCCAAAUGGACUGCUGCCGAUGCUGGCACCAAAUGAACAGGCGCCCGCCGUGCCAGAUUCAGAUUUCGAUGAUUAUCCCUCACGACAGGUUCUCUACAAAAUAAUGAAAUCAUGGUUUAAUCGCCCUUAUCGACCUGUGCCCCGUCUUGGCGAAUUGGAUUAUCAACUCCCCAGUUCCGGUGAAAACUUCAACCGGGAAGUGGCGAUGAAUGCACUGAAUUAAGCACAGCAUUUGACCUAUCAACUGAACCAAAUAAAUCACCUUUUUUAGCAUCACGAGAAAAAACAGUAACAACAAUUAAUAUUGAAUGUUUAAUACAAUGUUUCAUAAGUGUCUACACAUAGAGCAACAAAUUUUCGCUACUUGCAUAUAUGGAAAAUCAUCUGAAAUUUUUUAGGGCUGGUAAAAAUUUCAGUAUGUAAAAAAAAGCAGGCACAACUUACUAAAUAAAUAAAAAGGAAGGGAUAUUGCA
Drosophila innubila is the source of this 885-nucleotide messenger RNA. RefSeq names its product neuropeptide CCHamide-2 (gene CCHa2). Gene Ontology annotation, biological process: neuropeptide signaling pathway. Gene Ontology annotation, molecular function: neuropeptide hormone activity. NCBI's taxonomy places the organism in Eukaryota, Metazoa, Arthropoda, Insecta, Diptera, Drosophilidae. The coding region runs from base 219 to 635 and encodes 138 amino acids. The record is from RefSeq and is a predicted model, not a curated record. The transcript has 4 exons.